CUCUAGCCAUGGCAUCUUGCACUAUCAGUUUCCCGAAUGCCGCAGAACACCGGCAGACAGGAAAUUCCAACCGUGUUCAGUGUCAUCGUGAGUACGUCUUCUUGGGACAAUGACUUUAGAAGCUCCAUAUUCGUGCAUACCAGUGUCUUGUUCGCACAUAUAAGACGAGGAGCUCGUGCCUAGUCAACAGAUCCCCUCAGCACGCCAAUCUUCUCUCUUCAUCUUUCUCGUUGAAAUACAUCCUUGAUACCCCUCGAGAGAAGCUUAAACACCCGUUGCAGAACUUGCACAAAUCACAUAUACAAAAUGGUCCAGAAACUCAGAAUCGCUGCGUCUGGCCUCGGCCGUAUGGGCAAGCGCCAUGCCAUCAACUUCUUGCACCGCACGCCCCGCGCGCAGCUUGUUGCUGCCUUUACCCCGGACGAGAACGAGCUUGUUUGGGCAAGACAGGAGCUGGAGCCUCACGGCGUCACCCUCUACACCGAUUACGAUGAGAUGCUCACUCACGAGGGUCUCCAAGCCGUCGUCAUCGCUACCGUUACCAAGGUCCAUGCCGACCAGGCCAUCAAGGCAAUCAACAAGGACCUUCACGUCUUGUGCGAGAAGCCCAUCUCUCUCGACCUCGCCAAGUCUAUGGAGGUUGUCACUGCUGCGCAGCACAAGCCUCAUCUCAAGGUCAUGUGCGGCUUCUCCCGCCGCUUCGACUCAUCAUACAGAGAUGCGUUCGAAAAGAUUGAGACGGGCUUGAUCGGCAGACCUUCCGUUAUCAGAUCUCAAACAUGUGACAAGCAUGAUCCUAGUGGCUUCUUUGUCAAGUAUGCGGCCCUCAACGGCGGCUGUUUCGUUGACAUGAGUGUCCAUGACAUUGACCUGUCACUAUGGUUUUUUGGCGAGGACUCCCAGGUCAAGUCUGUGUCGGCAUCCGGCAUUACAGCUGUCUCCCCUGAACUCAAGGAGCACGGCGACUGCGACAAUGCCGUCGGCAUCGUUGAGUUCUGGGGCGGCAAGAUUGCCUACUUCUACAACUCGCGUAUGAUGGCGCACGGACAAGAGGAUACCACCGAGCUCAUUGGCACUGGAGGCAAGCUCACCGUCAACGGCAACCCCCAAGCCAACUUCGUCAACUACUACGGUCCUCAGGGUAUCACAAGAGAGGUCCCCGCGCACUACUACGGCCGAUUCGAGUACGCUUUUGUCCAGGAGGCAAAUGAGUUCACCGCUGCUGCGCUUGACAACACCAAGCUGCCGCUGAAGUUGACCAAUGCCGUCAAGGCGGUGCAGAUUGGCUCUUACCUGCAAGAGGCAUUGGAGUCGGGCAAGAAGUUGUACUUUGACGAGAUUGGACGUCGCCUUGACAAGCAGGCCAAGUUGUAG
Messenger RNA from Colletotrichum godetiae, 1374 nucleotides. RefSeq lists its product as uncharacterized. The coding region runs from base 307 to 1374 and encodes 355 amino acids. Gene Ontology annotation, molecular function: nucleotide binding; oxidoreductase activity. The transcript has 3 exons. The record is from RefSeq and is a predicted model, not a curated record. Gene Ontology annotation, cellular component: cytoplasm. NCBI's taxonomy places the organism in Eukaryota, Fungi, Ascomycota, Sordariomycetes, Glomerellales, Glomerellaceae. Gene Ontology annotation, biological process: NADPH regeneration.